CGCGCAACCACCAAAUAGCCAAACCUCCAACAAAGCAUCUACGCGAUACCACAGUUUCAACUACAUUUCUUUUCGCGUCUGAGAAUAUCUCGGCAUUCUCGUUACACUUUUCUAGAUAGGACAUGGCGUAGUCCAGCAGCCCAGUACCAUCAGUCCACCUACGCUUUCGAGGGGUCGAAGGUCUUCUCUUUCCUCAUAUCAUAGUCUCUUUCACGAUGCAGUCCUUUGAGGCUAGCAACACGGCCGAGGGCGGAACCGGCAGCAAGUUCACGUAUGCUACCACAAUAGUUGCCGGUUUUGCAUCCGUCAUCGCCACACUUCUCUCCAUAGUCUCGAUAUGGCUGCAGGCCAAGAACUACCGCAAGCCACUACUCCAACGAUAUGUCGUGCGAAUCCUUCUCAUGGUACCGAUAUAUUCCAUUUCCUCUUUUACCAGCAUGGUCUCUUCGACGGCCGCCCAGUUUGUUGAUCCCAUCCGAGACGUCUACGAAGCCUUUACUAUAUAUACCUUUUUUCAACUCCUCAUCAACUAUUUAGAUGGCGAGCGUGCUCUCAUCAUCAUGACCCAUGGUCGAGCUCCUAUCCCCCACCUCUGGCCGAUGGACCGUUUCCUGCGCAAAGUCGACAUUUCAGAUCCUCAUACUUUCCUGGGUAUUAAGCGUGGUAUCCUACAAUAUGCCUGGCUGAAGCCGUUGCUGGGUAUAGCUGCUAUUGUCAUGAAAGCCACCGGUACGUACCAGGAAGGCUACAUCGGCAUUCGCUCUGGCUACUUUUGGAGUGGUAUAAUCUACAACAUCAGCGUCACCGUCAGUCUGUACUCUCUAGGCUUGUUUUGGGUCUGCAUGCAUGGCGACCUUGUCCCGUUCCGCCCUGUCCCUAAAUUCCUUUGUGUCAAACUGAUUAUUUUUGCAUCCUACUGGCAAGGCUUCUUGCUCUCGUUGCUAGUCUGGGUUGGCGCUAUUCCGGACGAUGUUCAGGGAUACACCAGAAAUAACUUGGCUGCUGCAAUCCAAGACGCCUUGAUUUGUGUAGAGAUGCCCAUCUUUGCAGUAGCGCAUUGGUAUGCGUUUUCAUGGCACGACUUUGCCGACAAUAACAUCUUGUCGGCCCGUUUGCCUCUAGGCUUCGCAUUGCGCGACGCCUUUGGCAUCCGGGACUUGAUCGAGGAUUCAAAGCUCACUUUCAAAGGCGAUACAUAUGGAUACAGAGCGUUUGAUUCAGGCGACAAGGUCAUGGCACAUGAAGAUUCCAAAUCCAGGGUCAAACGUCUGAAGGAAGGUAUGCGAUAUGAGCGUGGUGGUAAAGGCAAAUAUUGGCUCCCACGACCCGGGGAGGCCAGCGCAACGUCGCCAUUGCUAGGAGAGAGAUCUAGCGGGCCAGACGCCUUGGGUACCUUUGAAGAUUGGACUAUUGAUGCCGACGAGGAUCGCCUUUAUGAUAAGGCACGUCAACUCGAAUAUGGCGAUUGGAAUUACCCAGUCAUCACUACAAGUGAGCCGUUCAGGGAGCGUUUCCACUCAACCCGGCAUCUAUACCGUAAUGACUCGCCUACAGAGACUGGUUGGCCCGAUUCGACACGCGCUGGUGCCGCAGUCACCCCCCGUAACAAAGGCAAGGGUGUUCAAGAGCCACCAGUAAUUGCAAUCAAGACCAAGAAGAAGGCCAAUAAGGGUACGAAACGUCAGGGUUCCGAGUCCAAGCUGAGUACAGGCAGCUCGGACGCCAACGCUUCAGCAUCCAACCCUACUCCAGCUGCCGAAACGCAGCCAACACCACCACUCCUUUCUGUAGCCCAUCCUGAGCAGUCCCCAGAUGUUGAUGUCGAACAGGAGGACGAGCCUGCUUCUAGUCCCAAAUUCCCGGAUAAUAACGACGAAGAAUUCCGCAACGUCUGGAGCUAGUAGCGACGUGGGCAGGAGGGGUACCCAUAACAUAAAAACAAUUUGAAUUUUGCGAUAUAAAGGGAGUUUAUUUUAUGAAAUUUGUACAUUUAACUUUGUCCUCUACCGUCUCUACAAUUACCCCAACCUUCGAUGUUAAUGGCUCUGUGAUUAAUGAGGUGUAGCCAGAAACUUUUCACCAUCAGCAGCGCUCAUACUUCCAGGACUUGGUGGACGUUCUCCAACGGUCCAGUUGGCGGGCUUGGGGCCAAGCUCAAAGUCAAGAGUGCCGCCGUGGGCAAAGAUGUCAUUCCAGCUGAGCCAGCUCUUGUUCCAAGCCUUUCCAUUCACUUUAAGCGACUGGACGUAGAACGCAUCAUCACUACCUCCAGUCGAAGUGAUUGUCAGAUAUUUGCCCUUGCCAAGGCUAAUCUUGAGGUUGUUAAACCAUGGGGAUCCAAUCAGGAACGUCGUUUGACCAGUCAUAGGAUACAAUCCAAUCAUGUUCCAUAGAAGCCAUGACUCCAUGGCGCCGGCGUCGCUGUUACCAGGCAAUCCGUUGGGGGCUACAUGAUAGUACGGUGUGGUAAAGCUUGGCUCGUUGCCGGGGUUGAAAAGUGUGUUGCCAAAUGCACCGUUUCCAGAGAAGACGCCAGGCUUAAAGGUCAUCUCGAGACGAUCGACAAAUUUUUGGUCGCCACCCAUAAGGCCAAUGAGCUUCUCGAUUUCGUGGUGGGCAUUGAAAGAGUACUCCCAUGGGAGGGCCUGGUAGUAGUAGUCUCGCCAGUAGCAUCCUCCACAUGAAACCGGGUCUUGUGGCAUAAAUCCAGACUCAUUCCUAGGCCCAACAAAGCCACUGAAGCCUAAAGCGGACAUGUUCGUGUUCCAGUGAUUCUGCCAGUUAUGGGAUCGCCCAAAGUAUUUCUUGAAUUCAUCGCCUUUGCCUAGGCCAGCGGCGACUGUGGCCAGAGAGAAGUCGUUGACAGAGCUAUAGUGGCGUUAGCAGGCGAGGAACAACUAGGCAUUUACAGUUUAGAACUUACUAUUCCACAGCUCGGCUCACAGAUCGAGAGAACUUUGGUGUGAUAAAGCCGAACUUUAGCCAAUCUGGUAGGGCACUUCGACCUUCUCUUGUAGAUCCGCUAGGGUCACGGGAGUCAAAGUUGUUUGGUGGCACUUCUUCAGCAUUCUUCACCAUUGACUUGAAGGCAUCAUCCCAGUUCACCUUGCCGCGAACUCCCUUGACAUACGCAUCGGCAAAUACAUUGUCGCUGUUGGAACCUCCCUGGACGGCACCAUUAGAAAACGACGAUCUGGCAUCAGACACCCAGCCACCGUGGCGCCAGAUAUCAACCAUUGAGCGGAGAAGCUCCUCGUGGUACUUUGGCUGAAGAAUAUGUAAGAGUGAAGUGGUGCAACGAUGCUUUUAUACAUGUUAGUUUAUAUAUUCUCUUAGCACCUGAUAUUGAAGUCUUACAGUAUCCCAGAAGGUAAAGAUGUCGUCGUAGUAGGGCUCAGUAGAUUUGAACAGAGGGUUCUCGCCAGUCUUAUUUUGCGGAAGCAAAUGCAUGAAGUAGAGGGCGGUAUAAAGGUGGUUGAUCUUGUUCACGUCAGUGUCCGUAGUCGAUAUUUUACUAAAGACCUGCUUAUUCCACGCUUCUCGGGUGCUCGUGCGAAGGUCAGCGAGAGGUGUGCCUCGCAGUAUUUCGUUUGCGACAUUCUCGCAGGCCUGUGCCUCCGAAAUAAAUGAAAUGCCGACACGGGAAGUGACCUUUGUCUGGUUAAAGGUAAAAAGAGCACCAAGGCGUCCUGACGUCGCGGUUUCAUUCUUGCCAACAGUCUUGUAAGUUGCUGGUGAAUCGAAAUGUCCGCAAAAGUAGCCUGUCCACGGCGUCGCUCGAUUCCAU
This is a messenger RNA of [Torrubiella] hemipterigena, 3787 nucleotides long. Lineage: Eukaryota; Fungi; Ascomycota; Sordariomycetes; Hypocreales; Clavicipitaceae. The record is from the annotation of a GenBank genome assembly.